Carcharodon carcharias (great white shark) is the source of this 1058-nucleotide messenger RNA. It is a transcript of the gene reep5, whose product is annotated as receptor accessory protein 5. The record is from RefSeq and is a predicted model, not a curated record. Lineage: Eukaryota; Metazoa; Chordata; Chondrichthyes; Lamniformes; Lamnidae. The transcript is spliced from 5 exons. Bases 171 to 740 code for a protein of 189 amino acids.
GCGGCGCUUCGUACCCCUCCCUCUUUCCUGGGCCGCAUUCGGGCUGCUGCAGACAUUCCAAUCGGAGCGUUCGGGCAGAGACACAGACCCAGACCCAGAGACAGACCCAGACAGACAGACAGAGACAGGCAGCAGCCCACUUGCUGCAUCACUCUUUACCAACACAAGUCAUGGCCGAGUCGCUAAUGCAGCGUCUGGACAAGUUCCUCAAGGAGAAGAAGCUGCUGGGUGAUAUCUUGGGGAAAAUUGAGAGCAAGACAGGAGUGAAUCGGCGUUACAUCGCUCUGGUUAUCUUUGUAAUCAUUUCGGUUUACCUUGUGGUCGGCUAUGCCGCAUCUUUGCUUUGCAAUUUGAUCGGAUUCGUUUACCCUGCUUAUAUCUCAAUCAAGGCCAUCGAAAGCCCUGAUAAAGAUGAUGAUACGAUAUGGCUGAUGUACUGGGUGGUAUAUGGUCUCUUCAGUGUAUUUGAAUUCUUUUCUGACAUCUUUUUUUCCUGGUUUCCCUUCUAUUAUAUAUUCAAGUGUGCAUUCCUGGUUUGGUGUAUGGCCCCCAUCUCAAAUAAUGGUUCUCAAAUGAUCUACAACCGUUUUAUCCGCCCUUUCUUUCUGAAGCAUGAGGCUAAAAUGGAUGAGAUUGUGAAGAAUCUUGGUGAACGGGCCUCAGAAGCUGCAGAUAACAUUAAAGAAAAUGCCAAGAAAGCAACAGCAAACCUAAUCUUUGAGGAGAAGAAGAGCACUUAAACAAUGUCUGAGAAAGCUUGCUUUUACCUUCGACUCCCUGGAAUCCAGAGUGUUAAAAUAUAUUGCCUUUGGAAUGUUUUUUUUCAAUGCACACUUUAAAUGUAUUUCUUAUAACCUAUAUGCUGAAUUUUACCAAAAUCAAGAAAAGUGGAAAAAAUGGAUGGUACUCAAAUGUAAUAUUACAAUCAGUGUUUAAUUGCUUGUUGCAAAUAUUUCAUGGACUAUUACUAAUGAUGCAGAUGCAGUUCUGAGUGUGGCAUUUUUCUGGUCUGUCUUGUCCUUUUGUCUGGUAAAUGUCCAAUAAACUUUUAAAGUUGA